AUGGCUACUGAAGAAAAUAAGGAUCUUAUUGAAAUCUUGGAAAAUUUGAAAUUAAUCGAUGUGGCUAAAUAUAUGAACUUUGUGAGUGCCCCACAAGCUGGUGCUAUAGCUACAUUUUCAGGCACAACUCGUGACACUUUUGAUGGAAAAGCAGUCUUGGAGUUGAUAUAUGAAGCUUACAUUCCAAUGGCUAUACGUUGUAUCAAGUCUGUCUGUUCGUCCGCCCGAGAGUCCUGGAAUCUACAUUCCAUUGCUGUUGCUCAUCGGCUAGGCACAGUACCUGUUGGAGAAACGAGUAUCUUCAUCGCAGUGUCGUCUGUUCACAGGGCUGAUGCACUCGAGGCAUGUAGAUAUUUGAUAGAUGAGGUAAAAGCAACCGUUCCUAUUUGGAAAAAGGAGGUUUAUUCAAAUGGAGAGAUAUGGAAAGAGAACACUGAAUUCUUGGAGAGAAGGUCCGAGCUUGGUAAAAAGGAUGUAGCUGUGGCUUGCUCGGGGAAAAAGUUAGAAAUUAAGGAGCAUAGCAAAAAGCUUUGCUGUGGGAAUAAGGUUCGGAUUGACGAAGGUAGCCAAGAUUAAUGUCAACUUUGGGCAUCAAAGAAAAUACAAAAUUAGU
Molecule: messenger RNA, 613 nt
Organism: Vicia villosa (hairy vetch)
Lineage: Eukaryota; Viridiplantae; Streptophyta; Magnoliopsida; Fabales; Fabaceae
Product: molybdopterin synthase catalytic subunit-like
Exons: 1
Coding region: 1-576 (191 amino acids)
Biological process (GO): Mo-molybdopterin cofactor biosynthetic process
Cellular component (GO): cytosol
Molecular function (GO): molybdopterin synthase activity
Source: RefSeq, a predicted model, not a curated record